Messenger RNA from Ornithodoros turicata, 2691 nucleotides. RefSeq names its product probable E3 ubiquitin-protein ligase HECTD2. Bases 134 to 2527 code for a protein of 797 amino acids. Gene Ontology annotation, biological process: protein polyubiquitination; ubiquitin-dependent protein catabolic process. Lineage: Eukaryota; Metazoa; Arthropoda; Arachnida; Ixodida; Argasidae. The record is from RefSeq and is a predicted model, not a curated record. Gene Ontology annotation, molecular function: ubiquitin protein ligase activity. The transcript has 20 exons.
GGAGCCAUCAAAAGUUUGGCACAGAUUCGGGAUGGAUAGCCCGGGAUUGCCAUGACUACGAGCGUUGCUAUCAACAGUAGCGCAGCUCGUCUGAUCGGUGGAACGGCUCAAGCUAUUUGCCCGGACAGGCAAGAUGGAUGUCGUUGGUGCAAGCGGCGUGUCUCUGACAUGCCCCGUGUGCCGCAUCUCAGUGAUGUGUCCCCGGACUAGGUCCAUGUGCCCAUUUUGCGGGUCUUUCUACAACCGAGAGGCCAAUUCUGACACCAGCCUCCGUGGUCGGCACCAGAACAGAGACACACUGCCCCACAUUGAGAAUGAGAGAUCCGUCGUUCGCAUCGCUGGCUUCGGACCGUUAAUUACAGACAGCCUCGGCGCCAUUCAUUCGUACAUUACCGGUUUAAUCCUCCAGCCUUCUUCCCCUGCAUCUUUGUACCUGUCGUUGCCUCCCGUUCAAGCAGACGCGGAACGUAGACUAUGCAGUCUCAGCGCCGGUGCUGAACUCCAAGCUUCCACAGCAAAGGACCACCAGCCUGGAGAUUCAUGCGAUCCUUUAGAAUCCCAGUACCCAGCUCGUAGCAAGGAUAUCGCGGAUCUGAGAGAAACGGUGGAAGAAGGUCGAGCAACGAACUCAUUUGCGAAAAUUCGAGAGUUCUACGAACUGACCUUUAGUUCACUGGUGGAGCUCAAUGCCCUUUUCAAGCAAAAUCCUGCCCAGGAUGACGCGAAGCUGUGCACCCCGGAGCUUAAGAACGAACUCCUUUACGCCGUUUACGACAUCCUCGAAGAGCUGCCUUCAUAUGUGAGCAAAGCAGUCCUGAAAGGAAUCAUUAAUUCUCUCCUUACAACGGAUAUCAGGCUAAAGGCAAAGGACGAUACGAGAGCAGUGUACAUAUUGUUGCAGAAUCCUGUUUUCAGUAACCAGAGUUCCUACACCAUCUUCGCACACCUUUUGCGAAAAGUCGUGUCCUUAAAAAGUGCGGAUCAUCAGCUCCUUAUUCAUUGGUUUGCAAACUGUCCCGCAAACCGCCUUCGCGCAUUGGUCAAGCGACUGCUACAGUUUAUCACCAUCCGAGAAUUCCCUCCUGCUAAUGGCCACAAGCUGCCGUCCAUCAGCAAGAGUAGAUGGUGGAUUCCUUGUGCUACUCGUGUCCUGGCGCUUAUCAAUGCAUCGAGCAACAAGAAACACCCAAAUAUUCUUCAUUACACGGAGUUCUACAACAGCGCCUUGGAUCACAUAGAUCUGAUAUCAGAGUACUAUCGCUGGCAAUCACCAGGAAAACAUUCAAAGUUCUCCUACUGUCAGUAUCCCUUCAUCCUGAGCAUUGUGGCAAAGAAGUUUGUACUGCAGAGGGACUCGGAACAACAAAUGAUCCUGAAUGCCAGACGCAGUCUCCUAAACCGAGCUCUUCACCACCAAGCGCCAGAUAUCGAUGUCUUCUUUCUCAACCUCAACGUUCGUCGGUCCAACUUGGUAUCAGACUCACUAAAUGAGAUAGCUCGAAAACAGCGGGACCUGAAAAAAAAGCUCAAAGUAACAUUUGUCGGGGAGCCGGGUCUUGACAUGGGCGGUCUGACCAAGGAGUGGUUCUUGUUGCUCAUCCGCCAGAUAUUCAGCCCUGAUUAUGGAAUGUUUGUGUACCACAACCAAGCACGUUGUUAUUGGUUCAGCACGACGCAACUUGGAAACUUGAGAGAGUACAACUUGAUCGGAGUUCUCAUGGGAUUAGCUGUCUACAAUUCCAUUAUCUUAGAUCUUCAUUUUCCGACGGCCUGUUACAAAAAGCUUCUAAAUCCUCCAGUUGUGCCUCAGAAUAUAGAGAGUGCAAAUGUAGGUGUUUGCAAGUUUACCACCGAUGAUUUCGCCGAAGUGAUGCCUGAUGUGACUACAGGACUUAAGGAGCUUCUUGCCUAUGAAGGAAAUGUAGAAGAGGAUUUCUGCAUGACAUUCCAGGUCUCAGUAGAAGAGUUUGGUGCUAUAAAAACGCAUACGCUUAAAGUUGAAGGUGAGGACAUUCCAGUGACUAACGACAAUAGAAAAGAAUAUGUGGAACUUUACGUGGACCUUAUCCUCAACAAGGCUAUUUUCCAUCCAUUUAAAGCAUUUUAUUUGGGAUUUCACAGCGUCUGCGCAUCAAACGCUCUCAUAAUGCUUCGUCCAGAAGAAGUGGAAAUGCUUGUCUGUGGAUGUCCGAAAUUGGACAUGGAGGAGUUAAGAAAGGUCACGGUGUAUGACAACUUCGAUGAAAACGAGCCCAUUAUACAGGACUUUUGGGAUAUUUUGAAGUCAUUCAGUCCUGAGCUUCAGAAGCAAUUCCUACGCUUUGCAACUGGAAGUGAUAGGGUGCCUGUUGGGGGAAUGGGAGAAAUGACAUUCAAGAUAUCGGCCCUCAAUAAUAACACAGACAUGCUGCCUGUUUCGCACACGUGCUUCAAUCAACUCGUGUUACCUAGGUAUAACAGCAAAGACGUGCUCAAGGACAAGCUCAUCAUCGCUAUUUCCAAUGCUGAGGGAUUUGGCCUUGAGUGACACUAACGCUGAUUGUGCAACAUCACCGACAGAAGCUCAUCACAAACAUGCAGAGCCAUCAGACUAUAGCAUGUUGUCACUGUGCAAUCCAGCCGUAGACUACAAUGGAAUACACACGCGACGCAGAAAUACAAAAACGAGUGCUACCUACUCGGGACAUGGGA